This is a messenger RNA of Anopheles coustani, 1062 nucleotides long. Its product is annotated as S-formylglutathione hydrolase. Gene Ontology annotation, molecular function: S-formylglutathione hydrolase activity. NCBI's taxonomy places the organism in Eukaryota, Metazoa, Arthropoda, Insecta, Diptera, Culicidae. The transcript has 2 exons. Gene Ontology annotation, cellular component: cytosol. Bases 137 to 988 code for a protein of 283 amino acids. The record is from RefSeq and is a predicted model, not a curated record. Gene Ontology annotation, biological process: formaldehyde catabolic process.
CACUUAAGCCCCGGCUUAGUGAUAACAAACUUUGCAUUUUCAUUCGGUGUUUAGUAUUAAAGCAUUUAGAAAGAUUUUUUCUUUUCUGCAACAUAGCUCUACCAUUCUGAGGAUAACACCUCGCGUUUAUUCAACCAUGACGGUCAUAUCGUUGAUUUCUACUACCAAAUGUUUCGGGGGACUCCAGAAGGUGUACUCGCACCAGUCGAAGGAGUUAGCAUGCGAAAUGAAAUUUGCCAUCUUCCUGCCGUCGGCCGCGGACGAUCGUAAGCUGCCCGUUCUCUACUGGCUGUCGGGGUUAACUUGCAAUGAAACCAACUUUAUUCAAAAGGCCGGUGCCCAGCGUUACGCCACCGAGAACAAUCUGAUCAUCGUCUGUCCCGACACCUCGCCCCGAAAUGUUGAAAUCGCGGGGCAGGACGAUUCGUGGGACUUCGGCUCCGGGGCCGGAUUCUACGUCGACGCUACGCAGGAACCGUGGAGUAAGCACUACCGUAUGUUCAGCUACGUAACGCAGGAGCUGAUCGAGGUGGUGAACAACAACUUCCCAACGGUGGCCGAUAAGAUAAGCAUCUCCGGCCACAGCAUGGGUGGUCAUGGGGCGCUUAUCUGUGCACUGAAAAACCCCGGCCUGUACAAAUCUGUUUCGGCGUUCGCUCCCAUCAGCAACCCUAGCAAGUGCCCGUGGGGAGAAAAGGCUUUCGGCGGUUACCUGGGAGCGGACAAGAAAGAUGAAUGGAAAAACUGGGACGCUUCCGAAUUGGUAGCCAGCUACAAUGGUCCACCGCUGGAGCUGUACCUUGAUCAGGGAUCGGAAGAUAGUUUUCUGAAAGAUGGCCAACUGUUGCCUCAAAAUCUAGUCGAUGCCUGUCGUGCGGCCCAGGUGCCUUGUGUUCUAAACAUGCGCGAAGGGUACGACCACAGCUACUUCUACGUUGCUUCAUUUAUUGGCGAGCAUAUCGCUUACCACGCCAGACACCUGCAAUAGAGAAUUUGCCGUGUCCCUCUCGAAGCUGAAUGAUGAAUGAUGAAGCAAUAAAGUGUUGAAUUUUAUUUCUUUUA